AGGCCCAGGCCUCAUGAAGUGAGGAGUUCUGGUACAAUUCCACUCUGACCCUGGCAGAGGCGCUCUUGUCCAUGGAACACCCAGGAAGAGAAGCUACGGUGUGUCACAUAUUUCAGAAGCUCAUCAAUGCCUUCAAGAUCCUCAAGAAAGAAAGACCAAACCGACUGCCUUUAUUGGAAUUCAUGAUCACAGAUCUAGAAGCCAGGUGCCUAAGCCUGCGGGUCAGAGUUGCGCAGCAGUCGGCGGUCACUGAAGCCACAGAGUGCUUGUUGCUGCUGAAAGACAUGGACGAUAGCCUGUUGGAAAUUGAGAGAAAGUUUAUCGACUGUGGCUACAAAGAGAAUUGCGUUGAUGUAAAACUAGAGCGAGCGAAGAUCAAGAGGUUACGUGCCCAGAACGAGGAAGAUGAAGAACAAAAAACUGCGUAUUACUUGGAAGCAUAUGGCCUGGCCCAGGGCGCCGUGGUUGAGGAGGAAGGGAGGCUCCACAGCGUCCAGGGCCUACUGUCACUUCAAGACCCUGUGGCUGCCCACACCUCCCUCGAGGGCACCCACAUUGGGCCUUGCACCUCCAGCCCUUGGCAGACAUGCACAGACAUACAGCACCACCCACCCCCACCAGCAACAGAACGAGAGGAAGAUGAAGAACAAAAAACUGCGUAUUACUUGGAAGCAUAUGGCCUGGCCCAGGGCGCCGUGGUUGAGGAGGAAGUGAGGCUCCACAGCGUCCAGGGCCUACUGUCACUUCAAGACUUGCAGAACGUCAACACGCCCCUGAUGAGGAAGCUGGCGCGCCUCAAGCUCAGCCUCGUGGAAAUGGCUCUGGACAUGCUCCAGUUCAUCUGGGAGGAGGCCCGCGGGCAGCAGAGUGGGCAGGGGUCCCUGGAGAAGCUGCUGGCAGACUAUCUGCAGAACACCAGUGACUGCACUUCCGUCGGGCUGCAAUGGUUCACGCUGAAGCGGACUCUGGCACACGAGGCACUGGCGCAGCUGGGGAGCCUGCAGCCGCUGAGUGUGGGCUGUGUGCAGAUCCGCGCCCGGCUCCUGGGCCUGGCCGGGAGGGCCCUCCACCUGCUGGCCAUGCAAGCUGACCCUGUGCGCCCUGCCUGCUACUGGGAGGAGGGCCCCUCGGUGGGCGCCAAGCUGAGCAGCCUCAAGUCUCUGGAGCUGGAGGUAGAGGAAGAGGGUGCCACAAAGUCCAGCAGGGACCCGCUGGCCUCCAGGGCGGCCCCAGAGGAGCACGGCAGGAAAGGCGAGGACCUGAAGGUGCGGCUGCCCCUCCCAAGCCUCGUGUGGCCUCUGCCCGGAGCCCGGCCUGAGCCCGAGCCUUGUGCCCCACAGGGGAGGAUGGUUCUGGCCCAGCAGUACCUGGCUCAGGCAUCAGAGGUGCUGCUGCAGUGCCUACAGGUGGCCCUUGGCAGUGGCCUCCUGGAUGUCGCAGCAGCCGCCAGCCUGGAGAUGGUGGAAUGCGUCGGCACCCUGGACCCUGCAACUACCUGCCAGUUCCUGGCUCUGUCUCAGAGCUGCUCGGCCUCGGAGACAAUGAGGGGUGUCCUGCUUGCAGCCACGGCCAACACCAGCAGCUCACAGCUGGCGGCCCUGCUGCAGCUACAGCACCAGCUCCGGUGCCAAGACAGGACCACCACCAGCCUGGGUGCCAGUGUGGAGCAGAGGCUGGCUGCCGUGUCCAAGGCUUGGCAAAAUCUCUGCGUCACUGAACAGCACUUUAACCUCUUGAAUGAGAUGCCUCCUACCUUUCGGGUCCUCUUUCUGCACCUCUCACGGGACAGGUCCUAUCUAUACGGUGCUGCCUAUGAGAAACCCAAGUUCAUUACCGCAGCCAAAGGAAAGGUGCAGCCGGUGGGAGGCUUUUGCAAGGUGAUGCGUCUGGCCAUGAGUCCCACCGCCUUCUCCCACCUGCUGGCCCGUGCCCAGCAGUUCCGGAAGCAGACCCAGGCCCAGGUGUACAGCGAGGACAUGGCCCUGAACGCAGGCUCGGAGCCAGAAGGCCUCCAGGUGGAAGAGAAGGAGUACCCUGUGCAGAGGCUCAGCAGCAUCCUGGGGCCCCUGGAGGAGCUUCUGCGGCAGCUCUUCCCCCUGCUCAGCCUCUCUGAGGCCAGAGUGCAGAUGCCGGUGGUCGUUGCUGAUUCAGGGAAGUCGAAGGGCAAAGACAAGGAGAGGAAAAUGUCCACAGGACAACACAACACAGUCCAGCCCGAGGUUGUGGAUAAGAUCAUCCUGGUGGCAGACAGACAUCUCCUGGAGCUGCCACUGGAAGGCCUCUCUGUGUUUGAUGAAGGGACAAUUUCCUCUGUGUCACGAGAAUUUUCUCUUCAAAUGUUGUGGAAUCGCCUCCAUAAAGAAGAGCCAGAAGGUGGCGUGAAAAAGGAGGGGAGAAGCAGAGACCCCAAAAAGAGAAGCCUAGUGAAGAAGGGCAGGAAGGGCAGCGUCCCCCGGACCAUCCCCGCUGACUGCAUCAUAGUCGACUCCGACAACUUCAAGUUCAUCGUGGACCCAUACGAGGAGGCCCAGGGCCCAGAAAUGCUGACUCCUGUCUCCGUCACCCAAGACAUUUUGGAAAGAUUCCAAGACACAUUCACUUCGCGAUGGGUGGGACAUCUGGGAAGCAAGCACUUUCCCAGCCAGGCCCAGUGGGAGCAGGCCCUGGGCAGCUGCAACGGCUUCUUCUUCUAUGGGAUGGAGAGUUUCCUGUCCCAUAUAUUAGUGGAGAGAUUGGUCGCCAUGAACUUGCAAGAGUGCCAGGUGGCGGUCCUGCUGGACCUGGCGCGGUCCUACCAGAGCUUGAGGCGGCACAUGGAGACCGUGGAGCACAGGAGCGCCUCACAGCUGUCCCUGGAGGAGCCCGUCGAGGAGGCCAUCCUGCUGAGCCUGGUGGGUGUCAAGAGCAUCCUGGCAAACCAGUGGCCAACGCUGCUGCAGGACAACGCGCUGCGGGCCAGCGUCCUGUGGGAAAAUCUGUUGGCCGUCGGGAAGCCGGUUGGAGAAACGGUGCGCCUCCUUCAGAAGAUGACUGGCGAGGAGGCCGUGAACCAAGACGAGGCUUCUCAGACCUUGAAGGACAAGCUGCUGCUGCUCCAGAGCGCCGAGCUACUCCCCACCACGCUCAACUUGGUCCUGUACGGGCUGCCGCACCACGCCAUUGGCUAGCACAGGCCUGGACCUGCCUCCCGUCAGCUGCUGUGGCCCUAGCACCUGCCUCUGCCCUUGGCUCUGCCCCUCUACCAACCCACCCCCACCUCCUGGCUCCCAUCCCCAGCUCCCAGCUCUCUCUCCCCUUCCUGGGCCUCUACCCAGCCCUCGGUGCAGCCUCAGCCAGAGAUCCUUCCCCAGUGACUUCCGGCAAAACCGCCUUUCCCUGGGG
Chlorocebus sabaeus (green monkey) is the source of this 3381-nucleotide messenger RNA. Lineage: Eukaryota; Metazoa; Chordata; Mammalia; Primates; Cercopithecidae. The record is from RefSeq and is a predicted model, not a curated record.